UGCAAGAGGGACCGGAGUCUAAGUUGUGCUCUGGUUUGAGAGAUAUUUGUGUGAUAUAAGAGAUUUAUUGGAGGUGUAUUACAUGUUAUUGUGUGGUGUGUACUUUGUAUCUUGUCAAGGAAGAGGUUCGGAGGAGAUAUUGUACCUAUGUUUGAAGCAGACGUGAAUGAAAGUCUUCGUGAGUCUUCGUGAGGAUCCUCGUGAAUGAAAAGAGGUUCUUCCGCUGAUAAUUGUGCGGCUGGAAAGGUGUUAGGCCAUGGGCCUAGCCGGGAUGCAAGAUUACCUUCGACCGAUCAGUACUGCGACGGGACUGCUGACAUCCAUUGUUCUGCUUGGUGUUGGUGUCGACAUGGCUUACAACCACCGGUGGGCCGCCAUUGCUACACUAGGCUCAUUUGUCGUCGUCUGCGCCCUGGAGGUCACCUCGGUACCGGAGGCCUGCUUUCACGCCAGGCUGAGCUGGUCGUCCCCCGCCCCUCUACCCUGGUCUCUUCUCGCCACUCUGCGGGACGGAACGAGGGCCAUCCUCUACUCUCUCCUCGCUCUACUUGUACUGAUGACGUCACAGCACCGGAUGUGGCUCACGGCAAUGGCAGGUGCCCUGCUGUUCAUCUGUGCCGCUGAACAGGUCCUCUUGGCCUAUCUGGAAUGGAGAGGAUCCCGACGGAGAGACCGAACGUGUCUCCUGGAGGGAGACGACUUCGAAGAGCGGAACAGUGAGUCGCCUGAUCCAACCAGAGACGCCACGGCCGGAAUAGUGCGCCAGACUCAGCCGGAACAAAUAUGACGUCAUUGAUAAACAGUAGAAAAUAUGAUGACGUCAAUGAUAGUCAGGGACAGGACUUGGUGUCAUCAAUUGUUGACGUCAACAAUAAUUAAGUAUAAUGUGAUGAUGUCAAGAAAACUCUAGUCGUGGGCAUCAAUAGGUAGUCCCGAGCAUUUUUUUUAUGAUGUCACAGAACAAUAGCCCGAGACAGAUUUUAUGACGUCUCAAAAAGUCAUGGGAAAAUAUGAUGCGUCACAAAAAACUAAAAGCGACUCUGAUGAAGCCAUUAGGAAUCAUAUACAAUAUACAUUAACAAAUAUAUUAUGUUUUCUUUUACAAUAGUUUGAGACAUGUAGCAUUGUUAUAUUGGCGCAAGAGAAGGAAAUCAGCAGUUAUCGCUGAAGGAAUGCAAGUACCCGGUGCUUUGAAGAACCCACGUAAAUCAAACGUACCUAUUGAUCAAGCACGAUGUGUCGUACGCAAGGAUUCAGAGGGGCAUGGGCGUUGUUCCGACUCCGACUCCCAUCUCGACUCUGACUCCGAACAGGCAUCGCAGUUGCUGCGAGCAGCCUUGUGACUGUGCUUUAGUAAAAAAGAGCAUGUAUAGGAGUAGGAGAAUAUUGUCUAUUAGAUUUCGCAUUACCUAACAAACUGGUUAGAUCGUACUCGCUACUAAGUCGCUAAGUGUCAGAAUGAACGGCAGUAUUGCAAUGAUGAAUUGCAAAAUAGUAUCUACGCCACGUUGAAUGUGCUAUCGAGGCUAGUCAG
This is a messenger RNA of Amphibalanus amphitrite, 1534 nucleotides long. RefSeq lists its product as uncharacterized. Lineage: Eukaryota; Metazoa; Arthropoda; Thecostraca; Balanomorpha; Balanidae. The transcript is spliced from 7 exons. The coding region runs from base 257 to 787 and encodes 176 amino acids. The record is from RefSeq and is a predicted model, not a curated record.